AUGUCCGCCAACGAGGGCUCGCGCCCACGCAUCACGGUCAAGCUGCGUCCCAAUGCUGGGGCCAGUGCGUCCACAUCCGCUGCUGCGUCUCGCGCUCAGAGCUCUCGAGGGACGCCCGUGAGCCGCCGUGCUGACGACGACGACGAUGAGGGUGGCGAGCAGGCGUUCGCCCUCGAUGAUGGGUUCGUGUCGGACGACUCGGGCGACGAAUACGGCAGCAGCAGGAGAACAGGCCGAGGCGCAGCAGCCACCGCCAAAAAGGGAAAGGCCGCAGACGCAGGACGUGCGGCUCCCACCAGUGCCAUCGCCCGCCAGCAUCCUCUCUCCGGAGCCGCGCCUCGCUUCAACGGCCCUGCCAUGGACGAGGACGACGAGCAGGAGCGCUACGAGUCGGGCGAGCUGCGCUUCCACACGCGCGACUUUACCAAGAUGCCGCUCAAGCUCGAUCACGCCAGCAGGCCGCUCUGGAUCUCGCCCGACGACGGCCACAUCAUCCUCGAGGGCUUCAGCCCACUUGCCGAGCAGGCGCAGGACUUUCUCAUCGCCAUCGCAGAGCCCGUCAGCCGCCCCGCGUACAUCCACGAAUACAAGCUCACGCCCUACUCGCUCUACGCCGCCGUCUCGGUGGGUCUGCAGCCCAACGACAUCAUCGAGGUGCUCAACCGACUCUCCAAGGUGCCCGUGCCCGAUGCCGUGCUCGACUUUAUCCGCGAAUACACGGCAAGCUUCGGCAAGAUCAAGCUCGUGCUCAAGCAGAACAAGUACUUUGUCGAGAGCGCGCAUCCCGAGAUCCUCCAGACGCUGCUGCAGGACAGCAUCAUUGGUGCGGCGCGCGUGCGUGAGGAUCCGAAUGCGGCGAGGUCGGGGCGCAUGGAGGUGCUUGGCAAAGCGCAGGCUCCCACGCGCGGCGACCUGGUGAUUCCAGGUACAGAGGGCGCAGCGCGCAAGGCGAGACAGGCGGCGGGUAAUGCCGCGCAAGCUCCUGGGGCGGCUGGGGCUAGUGGCAGCGGCGCGAGCGGAUCCGGGCCCCAGCCCGAGAGCGCCGAUGCGGCACGUCGCGAGGAUGAGGCGGACUUGUUUUCGGCCAUCAUCGGCGUGGACGAGGCGGACGAGCUGGACGAGGACGACACGGUGCACAGCUUCGAGAUCGUCGAAGAGUGCAUCGAGCAGGUCAAGAAACGGUGCAACGAGAUCGGCUAUCCGAUGCUCGAGGAGUACGACUUCCGCAACGACCAGCUCAACGCCGACCUCGAGAUCGAUCUCAAGCCCAUCACUCACAUCCGGCCGUACCAGGAGAAGAGUCUAGCCAAGAUGUUUGGUAACGGCCGUGCGCGAAGCGGCAUCAUCGUGCUUCCGUGCGGUGCGGGCAAGACGCUCGUUGGCAUCACGGCGGCGUGCACCAUCAAGAAGAGCUGUUUGGUGCUGUGCACGAGCAGUGUGAGCGUGAUGCAGUGGCGGCAGCAGUUUUUGCAGUGGAGCAACAUCCAGGACAACCAGAUCAGCGUCUUCACCGCCGAUCAGAAGGAAAAGUUCUCGGGCGCAUCGGGCAUCGUGGUGUCGACCUACUCGAUGGUCGCCAACACGGGCAAGCGGUCGCACACGUCGCAGAAGAUGAUGAACUUUCUCGAGUCUCGCGAGUGGGGAUUCAUCUUGUUGGACGAGGUGCACGUCGUGCCGGCGAGCAUGUUCCGACGCGUGCUGACCAAGAUCAAGGCGCACUCGAAGCUAGGCUUGACGGCGACGCUGGUGCGCGAGGACGAAAAGAUCGACGAGCUCAACUUCCUCGUGGGGCCCAAGCUGUACGAGGCCAACUGGAUGGAUCUGGCGGCCAAGGGCCACAUUGCGACGGUGCAGUGUGCCGAGGUGUGGUGUCCGAUGACGCCCGAGUUCUACCGCGAGUAUCUGCGCGAAAAGAGCCGCAAGAAGAUGCUGCUGUACUGCAUGAACCCGAAAAAGUUCCAGGCAUGCCAGUUCCUCAUCGACUACCACGAGAAUCGCGGCGACAAGAUCAUUGUGUUUUCGGACAACGUGUUUGCGCUCGAGGCGUAUGCGAUGAAGCUCAAGAAGCCGUUCAUCCACGGCGGUACGGCGCACGUGGAGCGCAUGCGCAUCCUGCAAAACUUCCAGCACAAUCCGAUUGUCAACACGAUCUUCCUGUCCAAGGUGGGCGACACGUCGAUCGACCUGCCCGAGGCGACGUGUCUGAUCCAGAUUUCGUCGCACUUUGGCUCGCGCAGGCAGGAGGCGCAGCGUCUGGGACGCAUCCUGCGAGCCAAGCGUCGAAACGACGAGGGCUUCAACGCCUUCUUCUACAGUCUGGUGAGCAAGGAUACGGCCGAGAUGUUCUACUCGACCAAGCGGCAGCAGUUCCUGAUCGACCAGGGCUACGCCUUCCGCGUGAUCACGCAUCUGGUGGGCAUGGAAGACAUGCCGGAGCUGGUGUACAAGAAGCAGUCGGACCAGAUCGAGCUGCUGCAGAGCGUGCUCAUUGCCAACGAGGCAGAUGCCGACCUUGGCUCCGACAUGCACGGCACCGAGUUUGGCGGUGGCGGGGGUGGCGGUGCGCGCAGGGUGGGCGGUGUGGGCGCCUCGGCGAAUGCGGCCAUGCCCAGGGCAGCACGUACGACGGGCUCGCUCAAUGCACUCAGCGGCGCGCAGCACAUGUCGUACAUCGAACGCAACCGCUCGGUCAACAAGACGCUCAACAAGGAGCAGGGCCGUCACAAGCUCUUCCAGAAGCGCGCCGACAAGGCCAAGCGCAAGAACAUGGACGAUUGA
Messenger RNA from Moesziomyces antarcticus, 2778 nucleotides. RefSeq names its product DNA repair helicase rad25. Bases 1 to 2778 code for a protein of 925 amino acids. The transcript has a single exon. Lineage: Eukaryota; Fungi; Basidiomycota; Ustilaginomycetes; Ustilaginales; Ustilaginaceae. Gene Ontology annotation, biological process: nucleotide-excision repair; transcription initiation at RNA polymerase II promoter. Gene Ontology annotation, molecular function: hydrolase activity; ATP binding; DNA binding. Gene Ontology annotation, cellular component: nucleotide-excision repair factor 3 complex; transcription preinitiation complex; transcription factor TFIIH holo complex. The record is from RefSeq and is a predicted model, not a curated record.